Molecule: messenger RNA, 621 nt
Organism: Bipolaris sorokiniana ND90Pr
Lineage: Eukaryota; Fungi; Ascomycota; Dothideomycetes; Pleosporales; Pleosporaceae
Exons: 2
Coding region: 1-621 (206 amino acids)
Biological process (GO): purine nucleotide metabolic process
Cellular component (GO): cytosol
Molecular function (GO): GMP kinase activity
Source: RefSeq, a predicted model, not a curated record
AUGGCUCCCGCUGAUACUGCCCCCGUCUCUAAAGACGCCCUCUCAGCGAACCAGCCCAUUGUAAUCAGCGGCCCAUCUGGCGCUGGAAAAUCCACCAUCCUCUCGCGCCUCUUCGAAGAAUUUCCUGGAAAGUUUGGCUUCAGCAUAUCCCACACGACGCGCGCACCCCGGGGGACCGAGCAGAAUGGCAAGGAGUACUACUUCGUGACCAAGGAAGAGUUCCUCGACCUAAUUGAAAAGAAGGGAUUUGUUGAGCAUGCGCAGUUUGGAGGUAACUACUACGGAACAAGCAUCAAGGCUGUCAACGAUAUUGCAGAGAAGGGUCAGAUUUGUAUUCUGGAUAUCGAGAUGGAGGGUGUCAAGCAAGUCGCAAACCAUCCCACAUUUCCCCGUCCGCGAUUCCUGUUUCUCCAGCCACCGUCUAUGGAGGUCCUGGAGCAGCGACUGAGGAGUCGGGCCACUGACAAGGAAGAGGCCAUUGUAAAGAGAUUAAAUCAGGCAAAGGUUGAGUUGGACUUUGCACACAGCGGAGAGGCACCGCAUGACAAGAUUGUCAUCAACGAGGACCUGGACAAGGCGUACAAAGAGGUCCGGGACUUCAUUGUCGGUGCUGACGCAUGA